AGAUACAUUAUCUAUUAUUACUCACACUAGUCACAAACCUUAUCGGAGUGAAGUGAAGAUUGGUGGGGGUAGUAGCGAAAAUGGCGUCGAUUACAGCUUCUUCUACUUUCCGCUCCUUGUCAACAACCAAAAGCCCUAACCUUUCUUCGACCCAUCUCCUUCCUCUUUCCAAAAACCACAUCAGAGUUUGCAUCUUUACGAAACAGAACCGCCUUGGGCUGAGGAAGCUUUCGUCCCUUGGCCAAGGAGGAGAAGCUGUCGCAGUCGCAGUCGCAGAUGAAGAGCAACAACAGCAGCAAGAGGCUGUCUCUGUCCCUGUCUCUCCUUCAGACAUGCUCACCAUGUUUUUUCAGGCUGAUGGAACUUUGAAUGACGCAGCUAUUCCUAAUGUCACAAAGGCCUUACAGGACAUCGACGGAGUUUCCAAUUUAAAGGUUCAAGUUGCUGAAGGUGUUGCCGUUGUUGAGCUUUCAAAGCAAACAACGGUUCAAGCAACAGGAGUGGCGUCAAGCUUGGUGGAGACUAUACAAGGAGCUGGCUUUAAGUUACAAACCUUGAAUCUGAGCUUUGAAGACGAAGAUGAAGUUCUUGUCUAAUUAAAUCAUCUUUCUCCUCCUCCAUUUUUGUGAUUAAAGAAACACAUUAAUGUUCAAUUAUUAUUUAUAAAUGACAAUGUGCCAUAUUACAAAAGUAAUGAACUCUCACUUUUCUUACAAAA
This is a messenger RNA of Brassica oleracea var. oleracea, 718 nucleotides long. RefSeq lists its product as uncharacterized. NCBI's taxonomy places the organism in Eukaryota, Viridiplantae, Streptophyta, Magnoliopsida, Brassicales, Brassicaceae. The record is from RefSeq and is a predicted model, not a curated record. Bases 81 to 596 code for a protein of 171 amino acids. Gene Ontology annotation, molecular function: metal ion binding. Gene Ontology annotation, cellular component: chloroplast. The transcript is spliced from 4 exons.